Suillus subalutaceus is the source of this 869-nucleotide messenger RNA. RefSeq lists its product as uncharacterized. The record is from RefSeq and is a predicted model, not a curated record. Gene Ontology annotation, molecular function: structural constituent of ribosome. The transcript has a single exon. Gene Ontology annotation, biological process: translation. Gene Ontology annotation, cellular component: mitochondrion; large ribosomal subunit. The coding region runs from base 57 to 446 and encodes 129 amino acids. NCBI's taxonomy places the organism in Eukaryota, Fungi, Basidiomycota, Agaricomycetes, Boletales, Suillaceae.
AAGCGAACAUUGUCCAGCAAAAUUGACCUUUGCCGCAUCGACCGUUUGCAAGGAUUAUGGCGUCGCUGUUCCGCAUAACGUCGAACAACAUAUUCAAACCCUCGUCACGGUCAUUCGCGACAGCGUCACAAAAACAAGUAGCGUCCAAAUCAGAACCAAAUACCCACUUCAAAAUCACUCUCCGCCGCUCCGCCAUUGCACUAGGCGAACGGAAGAAGGAAACCUUGGUAGCACUCGGUCUGCAUAGACGUAUGCAAACUGUGUAUCAUGUCCACAGCCCAGAGGCUGCAGGAAAAAUUCUUAAAGUGAAGGAAUUAGUCGAGGUUGAGAAUGUACCAGCAAAGGCUGUACGCUCUCAGUCAGAGCAGAGGAUGGAGAGGAAGGCAUCGAGAGGAUACCAGGUGCAGGGCACAAAGCUGGGAGGACUUGCAUGGGAAACUUCAUGACCAGGUCCGUUUAUCUCGUGCUCUUUCGUUUCUGCACUCACUCGCUUUCCAAAUCAAAGACCCCAUAUCAUUACUUUGGCUGGAGUUCUUUCUCAUUAUCUUGUCUAUUACUGGCUUUCCCUCUUGCCCUAUAUUGUUAUUUGAAGACUCGAUACCCUUUUCAGGUGGUGUCUGCUUUCGCUCUCUACCAUCAUAUUGUCUUUGAUCCACUACCAUCGGAACAAUGAAAUUCAUGGUGCGGCUUUUAUCUUUCGAAGAAGAUGCCUCGUGGCUGCGUUAUAAGUUCCGAUCAUUUCUGUUACUUGGUGUCUAUGCCUUAUCCACACCGCUUUGACUAGAUAAACGUGUUUGUGACUACCUGAUUGAUCAUUGACAUACAGCUCAAACAUUGCAAGCUAUAAUUGCCGUUCCUGCUGUACCAUG